Molecule: messenger RNA, 264 nt
Organism: Prunus armeniaca (apricot)
Lineage: Eukaryota; Viridiplantae; Streptophyta; Magnoliopsida; Rosales; Rosaceae
Source: the annotation of a GenBank genome assembly
AUGCUUGGAGGUGGUGAAAGAGAUGGAGGUGAAGAUGGUGGUGAAAGAGGUGGUUGUUGUGGUAGUGGUGGUGGUGGGGAUGUCGGUUGUGGAGGUGGAGGUAGUGGAUGUGAUGGUGGAUGUGGAGGUGGUGGAGGUGGUGGAGAUGGAGGAGGAGGAGGAGGUAGUGGUUGUGUGGUGGUGGCAAAUAAGGAUGUGGUGGUGAUGAUGGUGGCAGAGGAGGAUGUGGUGGCGGCAAUGAUGGUGGUCGUGGAGUUGGUAUAG